CUCGAGUUGGAAGAGGCGAGUCCAGUCUCAAAAUGGAGGGUCAUGAUCCAAAGGAACCAGAACAGUUGAGAAAACUGUUUAUUGGUGGUCUGAGCUUUGAAACUACAGAUGAUAGCUUAAGAGAACAUUUUGAGAAAUGGGGCACACUUACAGAUUGUGUGGUGAUGAGAGACCCGCAAACAAAACGUUCCAGGGGCUUUGGUUUUGUUACUUACUCUUGUGUUGAAGAGGUGGAUGCAGCAAUGUGUGCUCGACCACACAAGGUUGAUGGGCGUGUAGUGGAACCAAAGAGAGCUGUUUCUAGAGAGGAUUCUGUAAAGCCUGGUGCCCAUCUAACAGUGAAGAAAAUUUUUGUUGGUGGUAUUAAAGAAGAUACAGAAGAAUAUAAUUUGAGAGACUACUUUGAAAAGUAUGGCAAGAUUGAAACCAUAGAAGUUAUGGAAGACAGGCAGAGUGGAAAAAAGAGAGGAUUUGCUUUUGUAACUUUUGAUGAUCAUGAUACAGUUGAUAAAAUUGUUGUUCAGAAAUACCACACUAUUAAUGGGCAUAAUUGUGAAGUGAAAAAGGCCCUUUCUAAACAAGAAAUGCAAUCUGCUGGAUCACAAAGAGGUCGUGGAGGUGGAUCUGGCAACUUUAUGGGUCGUGGAGGAAACUUUGGAGGUGGUGGAGGUAACUUUGGCCGUGGUGGAAACUUUGGUGGAAGAGGAGGGUAUGGUGGUGGAGGUGGUGACAGCAGAGGUAGUUAUGGAAGAGGUGAUGGUGGAUAUAAUGGAUUUGGAGGCGACGGUGGUAACUAUGGUGGUGGUCCUGGUUACAGUAGUAGAGGAGGCUAUGGUGGUGGUGGACCAGGAUAUGGAAACCAAGGUGGUGGAUAUGGUGGCGGUGGUGGAGGAUAUGAUGGUUACAAUGAAGGAGGAAAUUUUGGAGGUGGUUAUGGAUCUGGUGGUGGAAGUGGUGGAUAUGGUAGCAGAAGGUUCUAAAAAUUCAGAAGAAAAGGGCUACAGUUCUUAGCAGGAGAGAGAGCGAGGAGUUGUCAGGAAAGCUGCAGGUUACUUUGAGACAGUCGUCCCAAAUGCAUUAGAGGAACUGUAAAAAUCUGCCACAGAAGGAACGAUGAUCCAUAGUCAGAAAAGUUACUGCAGCUUAAACAGGAAACCCUUCUUGUUCAGGACUGUCAUAGCCACAGUUUGCAAAAAGUGCAGCUAUUGAUUAAUGCAAUGUAGUGUCAAUUAGAUGUACAUUCCUGAGGUCUUUUA
This is a messenger RNA of Lagenorhynchus albirostris (white-beaked dolphin), 1256 nucleotides long. Its product is annotated as heterogeneous nuclear ribonucleoprotein A3-like. NCBI's taxonomy places the organism in Eukaryota, Metazoa, Chordata, Mammalia, Artiodactyla, Delphinidae. The coding region runs from base 33 to 980 and encodes 315 amino acids. The transcript has a single exon. The record is from RefSeq and is a predicted model, not a curated record. Gene Ontology annotation, molecular function: RNA binding.